This is a messenger RNA of Protopolystoma xenopodis, 948 nucleotides long. Lineage: Eukaryota; Metazoa; Platyhelminthes; Monogenea; Polystomatidea; Polystomatidae. The record is from the annotation of a GenBank genome assembly.
AUGCACACACUCUUUAGGUUUUCUAAGAAAUUUAAAAAAAUUCUUAUUGCGAAUAGAGGAGAAAUUUCAUGCAGAAUAAUUGAAUCUUGCCGACGGUAUGGCAUCAAGACCGUCGCUGUUUACAGCGAGGCCGAUGCGGUGUCUCGUUUUGUCAAAAUGGCAGAUGAGUCUGUGUGUGUUGGCCCUCCAGCGACCAGCCAGUCUUACCUUAAUAUGCCCGUUAUACUUGAUGCAGUUAGGAAAACAGGAGCAGAAGCUGUUCAUCCUGGUUACGGCUUUCUUUCAGAGAAUACUCGUUUUGCCAAGGAACUUGAAGAUAUUGGGGUGGUUUUCAUUGGCCCUAACUCUAAAGCUAUUCGUGCUAUGGGCGAUAAAAUAGAGAGCAAACGAAUAGCCGCUAAAGCUAAAGUGAGCUGUAUCCCUGGUUUUGACGGAGAAGUUGAAGGAGAGGAGAGUGCCAUUGAAAUUGCCAAACAGAUAGGCUACCCUGUUAUGAUAAAAGCUUCUGCCGGCGGAGGUGGUAAGGGCAUGCGAAUCGCAUGGAAUGAUAAGGAGGCCAAAGAAGGUUAUAGAUUGUCAAGGAAUGAGGCGAAGGCCAGCUUUGGUGACGAUCGUAUGCUAAUCGAAAAGUACAUUUACAAACCUCGCCACAUCGAAGUUCAGCUUCUAUGUGAUAAACACAAAAAUGCGAUAUAUCUCAAUGAACGGGAGUGUUCUAUACAACGAAGAAAUCAGAAAGUUAUAGAAGAAGCUCCUAGUACUUUUUUGAAUCCUGAUACUCGACGAGCCAUGGGCGAGCAAGCCGUUGCAUUGGCCCUUGCCGUUGGUUAUGAUUCUGCUGGUACCGUUGAAUUUCUUGUUGACUCAAAUCGGAACUUCUACUUUUUGGAGAUGAACACUCGUUUACAAGUGGAGCAUCCGAUUAGCGAAUGCAUUACGGGUGUGGAU